Polistes canadensis is the source of this 3088-nucleotide messenger RNA. RefSeq lists its product as uncharacterized. The record is from RefSeq and is a predicted model, not a curated record. The coding region runs from base 999 to 2192 and encodes 397 amino acids. NCBI's taxonomy places the organism in Eukaryota, Metazoa, Arthropoda, Insecta, Hymenoptera, Vespidae. The transcript has 5 exons.
UCAUUUUCUUCACAGGAGAUAAAAAUAAGUGGUGCUUUUGAAAAUGUUCCUAAGACGCGUCGCGCGAUUUGCUUCUCUAUUGAUUAGCGUUAGGGACUGCUGCAUCGUAUCUUUCUUCGGCAGCCCUUCAAUUAUCUUUCCAACUAGUUUUUCAUCUAUCGAACGUUCCCGCUUAUUAUCUGUUACCUAACCAGACCUUUCCCGUUAGCAGCUUUACAUAACGGAAUACCGGUUAGCGGUUUGUAACCAAAUCCACGAUAUUCUUCGACAAUUGAAUAUAGUCGAUUUAAGACGAGUCAAUUUCAAUUACUCGUUACUUACUUCAUUUAGAAAUUAGAUGAGAGAACAAUGAAUGAUCUUUUUUGUCUUUAAAAAAUGUCCGCUAAAUGUAAGAGUUGGAGUUCGAGGAUGGCGUGCAGGAAUAGGACGAACAUUUUGAUAUAAUUAUCUUUUCCUUCUUUUCGUAUCUCCGGCAGAAUUUUCUCACUCUCUUUAUCCGUUGUCUGCCAAGCUUUUAGCGGUAAGCACAUCUUCCCCUGAAAUACGAGAGUUUGAAUUGGGUUUUGUUGUUGCGACAUCCCUUUUCACAAGUAUUUAUGUAUACUCAUCGAUAGAGAAAAGCUUCCCGUUCGUCACACGUGAGUCGUUCCUUCAUUCUUUUAUCCCCUCUAAGCACAAUACAAUAUAGUGCACUGUUACGCGUUUUAUUUUGCCUAUUUUCUAAUUAAUCAACGAAUUAGAGAACAUUGUAUAAUUUCAUCGAAUUUCAUCCGAAUUGUAAUAUGGGCAAAUUUUGUAUGGCAAAGGCGAGAUAGUUGAAACACCAUAUAUCAAAGUUUGUCAGACGCGCGAGCUCGUUGAAUAAUGAAUGAAGAUUUAACCGGUACGCGCGGCAAAAGGAAAGAAAUAAGUUCGAGGUGGAGGGUGACGAUCGAGGCAGAAAACAUCGAUAUGUCACCUCUUUGCCAGUUAAAUAUCAAAGCAUCAAUGUCAGCGAGAUGUUUGUAUUUUCUUUAGGUGACGUAACCAAAAUCGAGGUGGUGCUCGAAGAAGCACCAGACGACACUGUCCUCGCUGGUUCUAUACCUUCCGAAUUGAAUGCCAGCAUCGAAUUCAAUUCAACAUAUCCAGGAAUUCCAGAAACCGGAACGGUCGUGGUUAGAGCCGAGGAAGCUCUGAUCGUCAUCCUAGUUCUCUUCCUUUGGGUCGCAGCGAUAGCCUUAUUUUUUAAUCGAUGGGGAAAGAUCAGAAUGUUGGAGCCCUAUCAACCAAAGUUUCAGCAACAACACAGACAAAGCUGCACGAUGGUCGACAUGAACGCGCUUCCGGAGGGCACGGUGCACCAGGGUAUGGUGCAUCAGGGUAGCUGCACCACCGAGUGUUGGAGGCCGAGAGAAAACAGCGUGUUCGUCGGUUCGAGCAGCGGGGCGUCCCUCGUCGCGGUCGAUCAGGAGACGAGCCCGAGACGAGCCAAAAGCGCAUUCGACCUGCAGUCCCUCGUCGCGGUCGAGUGCAACGUAAGUAAUACCCAACUUACCAGUGGGACCAAUCCCCAUCCAACUUCCUUCUCUUUGGAGACCUCGAAAUUGGCUCAACGGAGGACCAGCGUCUGUCAGUUGUUGGACAACCCAUUAUUGCAACAACGCCAAAGAGGCAUGAGCGUGUGUAACGUCGAUCGCGGAGAGUACCAAAUUCUUCACAGUCAAACUUCCCAGAGAGACCGAGGCAUGAGUAUCUGUUACUUCGAUAGAACGGACGUCUUGGCGAGGCCUCUUCAAAGGGACCACCACCGGGGUUCGAGCAUUUGUACCUUCGACAGAAUGGACGUCCUUGCGAGACCACCUUUUCGCGACCGCGGUGGUACCAGCGUUUCCCAAUUUGACAGAAUGGACGUUUUGGCGCGUCCGACUUCCUCCUAUCUCGGGAAGUCUCUCCUAAGAGAGAGACGCGUUAGCGUUUCUAACUUUGCCGAAAAAAACGACGAACCUAUGCCGGGGGCUCCUUCCUCCUACGCUUACCACCCUCGCCUACCACCCUCCAGCGUAAAUAAUCUCGAUAAAAUCGAACCAUCCCGAGAACAACUCCGUUCCGAUAAAAAUAAUCAAGAUAACGGCAUUGCGUAUUAUUUCGAUCGACCAUCCUGCAGCAAAACUCCGGACGUUGUGUUAGGAUAUAAAGCUACUUGCGUUUAAACUUACGCUACGUAUCUCUACGAUCCAAAUUCUUGACCAAACGAACAAUUACCAACUAUCUAUCUUACUUUUUCAUCACAAUUUUCAAUUAGAACGAAAAUAAAUGCGUUACUUUAAAUUCAUAUAACGGGAAGUGCAAAGAAAUAUCAUUCUUUUCCUAUUUCAUUUUAUACUCGUUACCAUAAGCAAAUAGAAUAUUUUUGCGACUCGCUGUACGUAGCAACCGUCGAUAUUUCCUAUGUUUCAGCGGCCAUUCGAUACUCUGGACAAGAGCAUUUAAAUGGGAAAGCCUGGAAACGAGACAGAAAAUUUCUAUCGUUACAUUUAUUUCUCUCUUACACCUAUAAAUAUGUUUUCUUCGUGAUAAAUAUUUUCAUACGUUCGUAAGUAUGAUAGAUUCGAAUCUUUCCUAUUUAAAUGUUCGUCGUGCGUGGAUAUUAUUCUACAUAGACCUAAUGGUAUAAUAAAAUUCAAUCUAUAGGGCUGCUCCGUCAGUUUUGAUUCGUUGACGCGUGCGUUCUAUUCAAUAUUUAUCGAAACUUGUUUCAUUUCCUCGCGACAGAUAUCAUUUAAUUGAGAGUAAGCUUCGUUAAAUAUGCACUCUUUGAAAAGACAAAGAGUUUACUUAUAAAAUCAAAAGAGUAAGUAUUGUAAACGGUCAAGAAGAACUUCGUUGGACCAAUGACGAAUCUUUUUUCGUAUUAAUUGUGAUUCCUUUUCGUACUUAACGAAGGGGUGAAAACAAAUAUGAACGUGAUAAUUAUAUUACCAAUGAAAAAACAAAUGUGAAAUAUUUUUUAUUAAUAUCUCUUUUAUCGCACAAUCUCGUAGUUUAGUCUAACACGAAAGAAAAUGUUACCAUUGGCUCGUCAACAAAAUUUCAUUUCUAUCUUAAC